AUGAGCUUGGAAAUCACCGAGGCACAGACAUCCACCGGGGAAGGGACCGCUGUCUACGAGCCUUUCCAGGUUAUUGGCCUGGACCAGGUCUCGGACGUUGAUAUCCGCGUCCGCGUCACCGGUGGUGGUCACACCUCGCAAGUUUACGCCGUCCGCCAAGCCAUCGCCAAAUCGAUCGUUGCCUACUACCAAAAGUAUGUUGAUGAGCACAGCAAGAACCUGCUCGAGCAGACCCUGACACAGUACGACCGCACCUUGCUGGUCGCCGAUGACCGCUAUCUUCUCCGCCGCCACCUAUCCUUCGCCCAGCCGCAAUCAAGGUAA
Gaeumannomyces tritici R3-111a-1 is the source of this 324-nucleotide messenger RNA. RefSeq lists its product as hypothetical. NCBI's taxonomy places the organism in Eukaryota, Fungi, Ascomycota, Sordariomycetes, Magnaporthales, Magnaporthaceae. The transcript has 4 exons. Gene Ontology annotation, biological process: translation; maturation of SSU-rRNA from tricistronic rRNA transcript (SSU-rRNA, 5.8S rRNA, LSU-rRNA). The coding region runs from base 1 to 324 and encodes 107 amino acids. Gene Ontology annotation, molecular function: structural constituent of ribosome; RNA binding. Gene Ontology annotation, cellular component: cytosolic small ribosomal subunit; ribosome. The record is from RefSeq and is a predicted model, not a curated record.